GGAAGGCUUCUUCCUGUUAUUACACCUGUAACUUGACUGUACUUCGAUACCUGGAACAAAACGUGGUUCAAGGGUCGUUUUCACUCAUCGCCAGGCCAGUUAGUUUUAUAGUCUACAUAGGGUCUGUGCUAAAAAAAAACCUUCUAAAUUGUAAAGUUGUCGGUGUGAUUUGUGUAUCAAUGCCUUUCCCUCCUUAGUUAUUCUUGAGUAACGAGUGAGAGUCCUCACGUCUGCAGUAGGUAUCUCAGUCCGGAGGGAUUUUAGAUACCUAAACACUAACACAAACUCCAACAAACUCUUCUUUAACUGAAGAAACCCUUACAGAAUAUUUCCAAUUUCCUCCUUUCCUUGUGAUGCUGUGGAUGUAAGGAUACUUAACCCCUGAACAUCGGCUCUCCCUUAGGUGGUUAGAACCAGGCAUGGCUCUGCGAGAGUCUCCUUUCUCCAACCAGUUUGUUGCAGGCCUACACAGCGUCGCCUGGUGGCUCAUUUUCCCUUGCUUUUGGUUCCUGGACAGGCUGAUUGCUGUCUGUAUCUCCACCACCUUUGAGAAGAGACUGCGCUAUGAGCAGGAGUGCUACCUCAACCCUUUGCGGGUCUUUUUCGGGGCCAUCCUCUUCCUCUGUCUCUUUCUGAUCACGGCUCCCAUCGCCCUGCUGGGAUUUGUCCUCUGGGUCCCCCUGCAGGCGGCCCGUAGGCCGUUCUCCUACCACCGCCAGCGGGUCACCACCCGCGAGGAUCAGGUGGAUGGGGACUGGGCGUUGGGAAGGUCUGGGGGCAGCUUUGGAUUCGUCACCGCCAACCUCUGUCUGCUCCCGGACAGCUUGGCCCGGUUUAACAACCUCAGCCAGACACAAGUGAGGUCCAGGCUGAUUGGUCAGCUGAUCAUUCAAGGUGUGACCAGGCCUGCGGAUUUGCCUAGCAGCACCACGCAGGAAAACAUGCACUGCCUCCUCACCCCCACCCAUCCCUCCUAUGGCGCCACAGAAUCUCAGCCCCCCAGCAGUCCCCUGAACGCCGAGAAACGAACAGCAGUGAGGGAUACCAACGUCCACACCAAAGACGUCAUUAUAGAUGUGAGGGAGGAUACCGAUCCCACUUCUGCAGAUUCAUUAGUCAUGCACGAAGACUCUAGUCAGAGCUGUCCCAGUGGCGGAAGGACCUCUCAGAAGUCAAAGGGACUUGACGACAUCCCCUGGGAAGUUUCUGCCCUCUUUCCCGUCAACGUAGACUUUGUCCUGCUUGAGGAAGCGUUUGACAGGAGAGCAGCCCGGAGGCUGAAGGACAUCCUGAGCCCUUUCUUUGGCCAUGUGCUCUAUGACGUUGGGCUCUAUGGGUUCCAGGGCUGUUCUUCCUUUAAGUUCUUCAACAGCGGCAUCUUUUUCGCAAGUCGCUACCCCAUCCUGGAAGCCUCGUUCCACUGCUUCCCCAAUGGGAGAGGAGAGGAUAGUCUGGCAUCUAAGGGAGUGCUGUCCGUAAAGGUGUUGGUUGGCCAGACUCAAAGACUGAAGAAUGCUGUGGGAUUUUUUAACUGCACACAUUUACAUGCUCCUGAAGAUGAUGGACCAAUCCGCUAUGAACAGCUGGAUAUGCUUAGCAAGUGGAUCAGCGAGUUCCAGGCCCAGACGAAGAAGGAGGAUGAGAUUGUGGUGUUUGAUGUCUUGUGUGGGGACUUCAACUUUGACAACUGCUCCCCUCGUGCUUUAGACUCCAAGCUUCAAGGACCAGGAUCUGGGAACCCUGUCGACGCACUGGAGCAGAAGCACAGCCUGUUUGACAGCUAUAAAGACCCAUGCCGAGCUGGUCCUGGGAAAGAGAAACCCUGGGUCAUAGGUACUCUCCUUGAACAGCCCACACUGUAUGAUGACGCGGUGUCGACUCCAAAAAGGAUGAAGAUGUCUGUGGAGAGCGAGGAGGUCCGGAAGAGGUUCAUCGCCCCGCCAGUAGCCCCGAAAGGCUGUGUGCUGGAAUACCCGGAGCCGGGGGCCCCCUGGGUGGGCAGGCGCAUUGACUACGUCCUGUACAGAGAGGCCACUGUCUCCAGGCACUUGCGGACCGAAGUUGAGAAAAUCACCUUUGUCACCCAGUUCGCCGGGCUGACUGAUCAUAUUCCAGUGGGCAUGAGACUGCGCGUUUCUGUGGACACUGAAGAACCAGAUGUCUGAGGAGAACUGAAGACGGAAUCGGAACUGGCAGUAGAGAUUACAGACUGUAGAGACUGCCCACCUGGACUGCGUGCUCCUUUUAAAUAAAUUCUGUAUAUAUUAGCUGUAAAUCAGGCAGCACACUUGCUACCGUGUUUUUAUAAAUGCAUUUUUGGUGGGCUUUCUUAUUUUAAUAAAAAUGU
Lepisosteus oculatus (spotted gar) is the source of this 2347-nucleotide messenger RNA. It is a transcript of the gene smpd5, whose product is annotated as sphingomyelin phosphodiesterase 5. Gene Ontology annotation, molecular function: sphingomyelin phosphodiesterase activity. Gene Ontology annotation, biological process: sphingomyelin metabolic process. Gene Ontology annotation, cellular component: extracellular region; cytoplasm. The record is from RefSeq and is a predicted model, not a curated record. NCBI's taxonomy places the organism in Eukaryota, Metazoa, Chordata, Actinopteri, Semionotiformes, Lepisosteidae.